AUGUCGAACUCGGCGCGAUCGACGGCGCGGCUGGAGAAGCGGAUGACGGACGCGUUAGCGGCGCGACACAAGACGGUGAAGAAGGUUCCGAAGAACUUCGACGCGUUCGUGCUCAAGUUCCCGAGGAUCAACGCGGGGCUCGAGCUGCUCCGAGAGGUGUACGACAAAAUCGUGCCCGAGGGCAGGGAAGGCAUGUCGUUGGACGAGUUGAAGACCGCACUCGCUCAGCUGGAGGUGACAGUGAGUGAAGAGGAGUUGAAGGCCAUAUUCGAGCAGACGGAGUUUGACCCUUCGUACAGUGAAGGGUCAGAUGCUGUUCCAACAGAGGAGGCGACGGUGGUGUGCUUCAAUGCGUUCGUGCUGUGCCUGGGAACUGUGUUCCUGCUCGAGUCGGCUGAUAGCGAGCAGAAACCACGCCUUGGCACAGGAGACAUCAACGCGGCCUUUCAAAUAAUCGUGGAUGCGUUCAUUUAUUUUGACGAGGACCACGACGGGCAGCUCACGCGGGCGGAGAUUGAGAAGGGUUUCAGCAGCCACAACACUCUCAAGGAGGGCACGCUGCUCCGCAACAUCUCUAUGCGCAUGCAGGAGAUGGACCGGGAUUCCAACGGUGUGUGCACAUUUGUAGAGUUUCUGAAUGCGUUUGUUGGUUGGGUGAGGUCUCAGUAUGGGGACGCAGAUUCGGACGCUGCUGCUGAUGGAGAUGCUUAA
This is a messenger RNA of Closterium sp. Naga37s-1, 711 nucleotides long. The record is from the annotation of a GenBank genome assembly. NCBI's taxonomy places the organism in Eukaryota, Viridiplantae, Streptophyta, Zygnematophyceae, Desmidiales, Closteriaceae.